CUAUGAAGAUGGGGUCUAUUUUUCUCGAUGUAUCUAACGGCCUCAAAGCGUUGGAUUUGUCGCUGAGAUUGUUCGUUAUUCCUUUCAACGUCGCUUCGAUAUGGAUUACUGUUACCAACCAUCAGGAUAACACUGUUUAUGGCAAUUUAGAGUUCAAUAAUUUCAAAGGCCUCAAGUACAUGGUUUGCAUCAGUGCAAUAUCUGCAGGAUAUGCUUUGUUUGCUGCUGUUUCUUCAUACCUCAAAUGCUUACUCACUAAAGCAUGGCUUUUCUUUCUCACUGAUCAGGUAUUAGCAUACCUAAUGGUGACGUCACUUGCAGCGACGUCGGAGUUUCUAUACUUAGCCUAUAAUGGUGACAAAGUCGUUUCAUGGAGCCAAGCUUGUGACACUUAUGGAAAGUUCUGUAGUAGGUUGAGAAUAGCUUUGGUGCUUCAUAUAAUUGCCGUUUGUUGUUUCUUAGCGUUGUCCGUGAUUUCUGCUUACCGAGUCUUUAGGAGAUUUGGACCUCCGUUUGUUCCUUCCGAAGAGGCUGAACAUGCGAGGACUUAGAACUUUUUUGAGGAUUUUGUGUUUGUGUACUAAAAUCGGACUUCAAAUAUUACAUUUUAUUUUACGAUAUGUUUGUCAAAGCUUUUGGAAACGGGCUACUGAGUCUUUUUGGGCUUACAUUAUGUU
This is a messenger RNA of Erythranthe guttata (spotted monkey flower), 677 nucleotides long. RefSeq names its product CASP-like protein 2D1. Lineage: Eukaryota; Viridiplantae; Streptophyta; Magnoliopsida; Lamiales; Phrymaceae. The record is from RefSeq and is a predicted model, not a curated record.